This is a messenger RNA of Cydia amplana, 1229 nucleotides long. RefSeq names its product G protein pathway suppressor 2. NCBI's taxonomy places the organism in Eukaryota, Metazoa, Arthropoda, Insecta, Lepidoptera, Tortricidae. Gene Ontology annotation, biological process: regulation of transcription by RNA polymerase II. Gene Ontology annotation, molecular function: transcription coregulator activity. Bases 32 to 1177 code for a protein of 381 amino acids. The transcript has 10 exons. Gene Ontology annotation, cellular component: transcription regulator complex. The record is from RefSeq and is a predicted model, not a curated record.
UAAACCGCAGCUACUGCAGUUGCGCAAGUAAAUGGAAGCUACAAGCAGUACAAACACUGUAAGCAAAAUGCCUGCAGUAACAUCUACGACUACAGAACAACAGAAUAAUGAUCCUGAUCAGCGAAUGUGGAAUGCUCUCAAAUGGUAUAUCACCCGUGAACGACAAAGGAAAAAGCAAGAGUAUGAAGCUGAAGUAGAAGAGGAGAGAUUAAGAAAAGAGCGGGAGGCAAGAGAGAGACAAGAUGUCAUGACAUUGGAGGAAACUAAGGAACAGAUUGAAGGGCUAGAGCAGAAACUGAAACAGCUGGAGAAAGAGAAGCAGCAGUUAUUCAUGCAGUUGAAGAAGGUGCUUAAUGAAGAUGAGAUUAGGAAGAGACAACAGCAGAAGGAGUCCAAUGAAAACCAACCGAUGAAGAUGCCAAUGGGCAACAUACAGAUUCCGAUGUUCCCAAUGUCGACAUCCACGGGGCAAGGCGAACAAAUACAAUCACAGGGCAGGCCCCCGCCUCUCAGUUCUCACAUGCUGAACAAGCAGACUAUAGUCCGCGGGCCCAUCCAAGCCGGAGCGAAGCGAGCCCGCAGUCCCUCCCCCACAUACGCGCUGUACUCCCAGCGCCUUCAUCAACCGCCCAUGAAACACCAGCCGGUCUACUCCGAUCACAAAGUAGAAGACGGCCGCAUGGGCCGGCAAAUGCGCGCCGUACUUUGGAACAAGCCGUCCCAGUACGGGGGCAACUCUGGGUCAGUGACCUCGGGCGCCUACUAUGCCAUGCCGACAUCGGGCGUAGUUGUAGGCGAGCGGCCGCCGCCGCUGCUGUACGCGCACCACGCGCACACGCCGCACACGCCACACACGCCGCACACGCACCACGCGGGGCUCAUGUAUGCCGCGCCGCAGCCACAGCUGUACCUGGAUAUGCUGAACAAUAGAGAGCAGCAUCCGGAGCCUAAGAAAGAGGCGCAGGGCCAGCAAGUUGUGAUUGGUCUGAGCGAGGCGGUGCACCCGUCCGUGAGUACCGCCGUGGUGUACGCGCCCGCCGGCCGGCAUCUCGUACAUCAGCCCAACCACAUGCAAGUGCAGACAUCGAAGCCCGGCAGCAUAACACAAGGCUACCCGGUGCAGUCGAGCGCCAGCGUGCAGAACGCCACCAUGUACCCGAGCCGCCACCGCUACUAGCUAGUGCUGCUGCACCGGCAGCCCGCCCAGCCGCCCUAGCAGACUCACUACG